AUGCUUCAUCGCAUCAGCUGGCCAGGAUGCUGGUGUAUCUACAUCACCCUCAGCCACGGUAACGCCUGCAGAAACACCCUGCAGCUCCCUAUCACCCUCCAGCUCCACCACAUGGCCCUCCACGCCCACAGAGGCUUCCACCUCCACCGCUGCGCCACGCGCCACCUCACCACCCACCAACCCUCGGAGCCAGGGCAGCUCUCCACCGAGAAGGGGGGGGGGAGGAGGCCAGCGUUGGAGGACAUGUGGGAGGAGGUGGAGGCCAGAUUGGAGGAGCAGGAGAGGGAGGCUGAAGCCAGAAAGGAGAGGAGGUGGAGGGAGUGGAUGGACAGAGAGGAGAGAAGAGACAGGGAAAGGGAGGAAAGGGAAGAAAGAAGAGAGAGGGAAAGACAGGAGAGGGAGACAGAAGGGACAGGGAGGCUCGGGAGAGGGAGGAGUGCUUUUUAA
This is a messenger RNA of Xyrichtys novacula (pearly razorfish), 447 nucleotides long. Lineage: Eukaryota; Metazoa; Chordata; Actinopteri; Labriformes; Labridae. The record is from the annotation of a GenBank genome assembly.